Medicago truncatula (barrel medic) is the source of this 1390-nucleotide messenger RNA. RefSeq names its product homeobox-leucine zipper protein HOX11. Gene Ontology annotation, biological process: regulation of DNA-templated transcription. The transcript has 4 exons. Gene Ontology annotation, cellular component: nucleus. The record is from RefSeq and is a predicted model, not a curated record. The coding region runs from base 131 to 1150 and encodes 339 amino acids. Gene Ontology annotation, molecular function: DNA-binding transcription factor activity, RNA polymerase II-specific; sequence-specific DNA binding. NCBI's taxonomy places the organism in Eukaryota, Viridiplantae, Streptophyta, Magnoliopsida, Fabales, Fabaceae.
UUCAACCUUUUCAUCUUCAUUUAUUAGUCCAAGCUAGAAUUCCCUUUCCCCACUUACAUUCCUCAUUCCUUUUCUCUCUCCACUUUGUGUGUUUCUUCUUCCCUAUGCAGCAGAAGUAGAGAAAGAAAUCAUGGAGCUAGGUUUAAGCUUAGGAGACUCUUCAAAGCCUCUAAUUGGGUUAAUGGAAAAGCAUCCUCAUCAAACUUCCAAAGAACUUGGCUUAGGCUUCAACACCACUUUAUCAAUUUGUCCAAUCAUUAAUACUACACCAAGAGAUCAACUUCAUCAACAACAAGAAGAAGAAAAGACUCAAAGAGACAUCAACAUCAACAACAACAGUAAUAGAACUGAAAAUCCUAAUCAUGUAUUGCAUCAACUUGAUCUUCUUCCUCAACUCUCAUUCCCAUGGAAUAAUCCUUCUCAAAACGGUAAUCUAUUAUCAACCGAGUUUGGAGGUUGUUCAAGGGGAUUGGAUGUGAACGUGGUUCCACCGGCGACGGUGGUUGUUAUGGCGGAUGAUGAGAUUGCGCUUUCAUCGUCCCCGAAUAGUGCAGCAUCUUCUUUUCAGAUGGAUCUAUGCAUGUACAGUCGAGGAGGAAGUGGUGGUAGGAGUUUGAGUGGUUCAGGAGGGAACAAGAGAGAAUUUUCUGAUGGUGAAGGCUAUGAUCAAAGGAAUUCAUCAAGAGUUAGUGAUGAAGAUGAUAACUGUGGUGUUCGUAACACAAGGAAGAAACUUAGGCUCUCUAAGGAUCAAUCUGCUUUUCUUGAAGAAAGUUUCAAAGAACAUCACACUCUUAACCCUAAACAAAAACUGGCUCUUGCAAAACAACUCAAUCUUCGCCCUCGCCAAGUAGAAGUCUGGUUCCAAAACAGAAGAGCAAGGACUAAGUUGAAGCAAACAGAAGUGGAUUGUGAAUACUUAAAGAGAUGCUGUGAAACACUAACAGAAGAAAAUAGGAGGCUACACAAGGAACUUCAAGAAUUAAGAGCUUUAAAAACUUCAAAUCCAUUCAACAUGCAAUUACCAGCAACUACUUUAACUAUGUGCCCUUCUUGUGAACGUGUUGCAACAAAUUCUACAGCCACUUCAUCUGUCACUAAUACUAGUGCCACAAUCAAUGGUAAUAACAAUAACAAAAUUAACCAGUGAUGAUUCCACCUCAAAAACCAGCAUUGGAAUUGAUUAUAUAGUGAGUUAUUGGAAAUUGAUUUAGUUUUGUAUAUAGGGAAUUUUAUGAGAGGCUGAUCAAUUGGAUUUUUGUUUUUUCUAGUUUAAAUUUCUUUGGAUAUUAUUCCUUUAAUUUCUUUGGAUUGAUGCAAGAAAAUUUUAGACUUGUGAAGAUAUAUAUUCAAAAGAAGACAACUGAAAUGAUACUAUUUUUUGUGAUAA